AUGGCUACCCCCAAGGAUAUUACCUUCGAAAACUACAAUGGCAGCUGGUCAAUGGACCGCACCAUCUCCGACCCUACCGACCCUGUCCUUGCCAUGCAAGGCCUAAGCUGGUUCAUGCGCACAACCCUCGCCUGGGUAACCGUCACGCUAAACACAAAGCAAUACCCGGACCCCGAGCACCCAACCGACAAAACAAUCCAGCACAUUGACGUCGAGAACGUCGUGACGCGCGGACUGCAGGGGACCAGCGAAGCGCGCGUAACAGACUGGAAGCGCCGCGAGCACAGCGACGCGAUCUUCGGCACAGUCAAGGGCCAGUCGCGGUUCAUCCGCGGGUCUGCAAAAGACGGCGGUAAAGUGAGGCCCGACGUGGAGGUGCAGACUAAGAUCCAGGACGAGAAGAUCGGGCGCUUUUUGCGCGGUGAGAUUACGGAGAAUGGGAGUGAGGUUGAGGGGUUCUUGGUUGAUUCUGUUGGGGAGGGGUUUGGGGAGGGGGAGGGCCUUUGGUUGCAGAGUUGGGUGGAGAGUGUGGAUUCGACCUGGACGGCUGAGCAGGUUUGGGGCUUCGAGACAAUUAAUGGCGAGCGCUAUCAUACACGUCGGGUAGUCUGUGCCAACAACGGGGAGUACGUCCUGGCCAGGCUUGUGUACACUUUUGUUCCUCUACGGGACGACGAGGAGGACAUGGCUUACUAG
Aspergillus mulundensis is the source of this 696-nucleotide messenger RNA. RefSeq lists its product as uncharacterized. The transcript has 4 exons. NCBI's taxonomy places the organism in Eukaryota, Fungi, Ascomycota, Eurotiomycetes, Eurotiales, Aspergillaceae. The record is from RefSeq and is a predicted model, not a curated record. The coding region runs from base 1 to 696 and encodes 231 amino acids.